This is a messenger RNA of Hypanus sabinus (Atlantic stingray), 3001 nucleotides long. Its product is annotated as protein phosphatase 3 catalytic subunit alpha-like. Lineage: Eukaryota; Metazoa; Chordata; Chondrichthyes; Myliobatiformes; Dasyatidae. The coding region runs from base 61 to 1584 and encodes 507 amino acids. Gene Ontology annotation, molecular function: calmodulin-dependent protein phosphatase activity; calmodulin binding. The record is from RefSeq and is a predicted model, not a curated record. The transcript is spliced from 13 exons. Gene Ontology annotation, cellular component: cytoplasm; calcineurin complex; cytosol. Gene Ontology annotation, biological process: calcineurin-NFAT signaling cascade.
CAGCCUACCGCACGCUGCACUCGGGACAACGGAGCCAGCCUGAACCCAUUGCAUUCGCUCAUGAAGAUGUCCAACAAUGACAUUAAUAUAUCGUCCACGGAAAGGAUGGUAAAAUCUGUUCCUUUCCCAUUAAGUCAUCGACUCACCAUGAAGGAAGUAUUUGAUUGUGAUGGCAAGCCACGGGUCGACCUUUUGAAAGCUCAUCUCACCAAGGAGGGAAGAGUAGAAGAAAAUGUAGCACUUCGAAUUAUUAAUGAAGGAGCUUCUAUUCUUCGCCAAGAAAAAACAAUGUUGGAUAUAGAGGCUCCCGUAACAGUUUGUGGAGACAUUCAUGGUCAAUUCUUUGACUUAAUGAAGCUCUUUGAAGUGGGUGGGUCACCAGCCACUACUCGCUACCUCUUUCUGGGAGACUAUGUGGACCGGGGCUACUUCAGUAUUGAGUGUGUUUUGUAUCUGUGGUCGUUGAAAAUUCUGUAUCCAAAGACACUGUUUUUACUCCGUGGAAACCACGAAUGUAGACAUUUGACAGAAUAUUUCACUUUCAAACAAGAAUGUAAAAUCAAGUAUUCAGAACAGAUAUAUGAUGCAUGUAUGGAAGCCUUCGACUGCCUACCCCUCGCGGCUCUGAUGAACCAACAAUUUCUUUGUGUACAUGGAGGCCUUUCCCCUGAAAUACACACCCUGGAUGAUAUAAAAAAGUUAGACAGAUUUAAAGAGCCACCAGCAUUUGGUCCUAUGUGUGAUCUGUUAUGGUCAGAUCCUUUGGAAGAUUUUGGAAAUGAAAAGACACAGGAAUAUUUCAGUCAUAAUACAGUGAGAGGGUGCUCUUAUUUUUAUAGUUAUCCUGCCGUUUGUGAGUUCCUGCAAAACAAUAAUUUAUUAUCAGUUAUUCGAGCCCAUGAAGCACAAGAUGCAGGCUAUCGCAUGUACAGGAAGAGCCAAACUACGGGUUUCCCAUCACUUAUCACAAUCUUUUCUGCACCAAACUACCUUGAUGUUUACAAUAACAAAGCUGCAGUAUUGAAAUAUGAAAACAAUGUUAUGAAUAUUCGGCAAUUCAAUUGUUCUCCCCAUCCUUACUGGCUACCAAAUUUUAUGGAUGUUUUUACUUGGUCUUUACCAUUUGUUGGUGAAAAAGUGACAGAGAUGUUGGUGAAUGUUCUAAAUAUCUGCUCUGAUGAUGAACUCAUGACAGACGGAGAUGAGAUAUUUGAUGCAAAUGCUGCUGCAGCUCGAAAAGAGGUUAUCAGGAACAAAAUUCGAGCGAUUGGCAAAAUGGCGAGAGUGUUUUCUGUGCUCAGAGAGGAGAGUGAGAGUGUUUUAACUUUGAAAGGUCUGACUCCAACCGGUAUGCUGCCUAGUGGAGUGCUGUCAGGAGGCAAGCAGACUUUACAAAGCGCCAUUCGAGGAUUUACACCUCAGCAUAAAAUUAGUAGUUUUGAAGAAGCAAAAGGCCUGGACCGUAUCAAUGAGAGAAUGCCGCCUCGAAGAGAUGCAGUCUCCAAUUCUGGCAUUGUUCAUUCAACUGGGAAAAUGAAUAUGUCCGAAUCAAAUGGGACAGAUGACAACAGCAACAUACAGUGAUCUGCUUUUAAGACUUCAAUAUCUCUGCAGUUGUACUGUGUCAACUGUUUGGUGUUCCAGCCUCUGAUAUCCAAGACAGCACACUGCUCAUUCAGAAGCAAAGAGUUUGAAUAAAUUUAUAAAAAGAAAACACAAACCCCAAAAACUUCCACUCAGAAAAUUAGUGUUAGAAAACUGGAAACCUUAGCCAUCUUGUUUAGAGGGACUGCCAUCAGUGCUUAUAGACAAGGUGAGACUCAAUGCAGGUUAAGUAUUAAAGCGUGCUCUGAGGCUGUUCAUUUGUUUACUUAUUUUCUUUAAUGAAAGCAAGGGUAGACAUUUACAAAGAUUUCUUGUAAACUUGGGUAAAUUGUUUCACAUUGAUACAUCCAAUGGUGCAUUUGAGAACUAGCACCAAGCAUUUCAAAACUGUUAAAAAUAAAAUAUGUCAUGCAUAAAUAUAGUUAUAUGAUUAAUAUAACUUAAUUUAAAAUAAAAGUUUUGCUACUAGUAUUAAAAUUCUGGAAUUAUAUUAGUCUUAGAAAAACAAAUUUGAAGUUGCAAAAUAUUUCAAAUGCCAAAUACCAAAUGAUUCUGUUUUGUAUAAAUUUCCCUGCCCAACUUCUGUGUAUUUGGAUGCUAUCAGGUCUGUUUGAUGGUUAUCUAAUAUCCGAUCAUGUUGCUUGUAACUGGAAUCUAAAUUACUGGUAUUUAUUGUUUUGUUGCUAAGUUCUGACAUAAACUAACUAGGUUUUGCUUGUCACUUGCUGGUAAUGAACAAUUACAAAUGGCACAGUAUUUUUUGUAAAGUAAUUAACGUGCACCACUAUAGUGCCAGACUUAGGAUUUGUACAGCAUCUAUAGAAUGCAUUUAUGCAUGUGGUUAAGUUUCUUAACAAUAUGUGGAGCUAUAUUUGUGCUGUGUUUAAAAAAAUCUGGCUGUGUUGUAUUCUUACUUGCUUUCUCUCUGCAGAAUUGGUAAAGCUUUUGAGUUAUUGCAAUAGGUGUACAAACAUUGAAGUUACUUUGACAGUUGAAACUAUUUGUAUUUUUUAAGUUCUCCGUGUGUAAAGGAGUGGCUGAUAGCACGAAUGAGCAUAUUCAGUGAAACGUUGACUAGUCCAAAGCAACAUGUUUGGCUGCCAAUGCAUGAUAGCAUGGGUAUCAAAACUGUUAAAUUAAUCAAGGCACAGUGUGGUGCCUCACUAAAAGUUUAAAGUUAAGCAUAUUAUCCAUUUUCUUCCACUCUUUGUUAUCUCUUGCUUUGUCAAAGCGUGAAAACUUUUUGAAGAUUUUCAUGGAUCUGAUCUUGUAAUUCCUCUUGUAAUUUUCUCAUCUGGAACCAAGGCUUCACAUUUAACUUGUUAUUUGAAACUCUGACAUUGUAAGCAUGUCCUCUGGAAACUCAGAAACACUUUUUUUACUAUUCAAUAAAAUG